UGGGGCCCCCGGGCAAUAGGGGAUCAUGGGACCCCUGUGUCCUUGCCCAAACUCAAAAAAGCCUAUGAAAAAGGGACCAGGGGCAUCUCAUGGGGCCCCCUACUGACCCCGAGCCCUCGGGGAGUGCCCAAAUUUCCAAAUGGUCAGUCUGCCCCUGGUCACUGUCAGGACCUGGAUCACCUGCUGGGGCGGACUGACAACUCAUGGGACCCCCGAGCAAUAGGGGAUCAUGGGGCCCCUGUGUCCUCGCCCACACUCAAACCACACCUAAAAAAGCCUAUGAAAGGUAGCAGGGGCAUCUCAUGGGGCCCACUACUGACCCCGGACCCUCGGGCAGUGCCCGAGUUCCCAAAUGGUCAGUCCGCCCCUGAGUCCUACUAUAAGUUGAUGAUCACU
Messenger RNA from Staurois parvus, 396 nucleotides. The record is from the annotation of a GenBank genome assembly. Lineage: Eukaryota; Metazoa; Chordata; Amphibia; Anura; Ranidae.